AUGGCUCCGCAUACAGGUCGACGAUGUUCGGCUGUUUGCAUCGUGGUUGCCCUCACAGCCCUUUGGACAAACUCGGCAUUUUGCCCUGGCCACAUGGAAGUGCCAUCUUCUGACAGGGUCCCAAGCCCAACUCGGGGCUUUCAGCUCCCUAGGCCCAGGCUAGGGCUUAAACGGCCUGGAUCCUUAGAGUCAUGGAGAUUGGUUGGCCAAGUGAGCCGGGCAGCUGAAGACAAGGGCUUCGCAGGCAUGAAGAACAUCCUGCGCGUGCAGGCAGUGGGCUCGGGCAGAGGGAGCUUCAUUUUGGAGAUGGGGGGAAUCAGGAUCCUAGUCAAUCCCAAUUUGCAGGGCUCCGAUUUGAAGCCGGAAAAUGUGCACGAGGAGUUUGACUAUGUCUUCCUCUCGUCAGAGGAACCAGAGUUCUUUCAUCGACCAACAGUCGACAAGAUGAAGCUUACAAAAGUGAAGUUCGUGACAUCACAGAAGGCAGGACAAGAACUGGCUAAGAUGAUGGUGCGUAACUUGGCGGUUCUCCAGAAUGGCCCUGGCGGACAGUGCUACUUGCAGAAGAAGGACAAGGCUGCUGCGGCCGUCGGCGUCCUUUCCGCCCCCGGCUCUGGCAGCUUCCCCUGGGAGAAGCAGGAGCAGGGUUUCAUCUUCGUGAACUUAGAAACGGGAGCUGCGGUGGCCUACGAGGCAUUUGGGCAGUUCCUCAGCAAGGGCGCGUCCUCCAACAAGCCCGACAUCCCGGAAGAAGCCUAUCAGGUAGACUUUCUCAUCACCCCCAAUUUGGCCGAAGCUGCCGGGGUUGCAGCGGGUCUGACACAAAAGGGGGCCAAGCUUCGAGGAGUUUUGCGCCUGCCAGGGGAGGGACCCAUCCAGGAGGAGGAGUCUCCCAUGGCUGCUUUGGAUAAGGCCUUCGGGGGCAUCGAUGAUGAUCCUGAUCAGUUUCGCAAUUUUCUUAAGGAUCAGGGGCCCCCCCUCUCAGACACCCGGCUGCUCAUGGCUGAGCCCAACGGAGCGGCUGUCGAUUUGGAGCUCUGA
Messenger RNA from Symbiodinium necroappetens, 1041 nucleotides. The record is from the annotation of a GenBank genome assembly. NCBI's taxonomy places the organism in Eukaryota, Dinophyceae, Suessiales, Symbiodiniaceae.